AUGCAGGUAUUUUAUCAGAAUGGAAAAGAAACCCCAGAGCCCGUAAAAGCUAAAAUAUCUGGCACAGUUCCUGACUGGUUACAGGGGACCCUUGUGCGCAAUGGACCUGGGAUGUUCUCUGUUGGGGACACGGCCUAUAAACACUGGUUUGAUGGCAUGUCUCUCCUCCAUAGCUUCACCUUUAAAGAUGGUGAUGUCUACUACCGGAGUAAAUUUCUCAAGAGUAAUACUUUCAAAAAGAACACUGGUGCCAACAGGAUUGUGGUGUCUGAAUUUGGAACCAUGGUCUAUCCUGAUCCCUGCAAAAACAUUUUUUCAAAGGCUUUUACCUAUCUCAGCAAUGCCAUCCCUGAUUUCACGGACAACGGCCUUGUGAGCAUUAUAAGAUAUGGUGAGGACUACUAUGCAGCAUCUGAAGUGAACUACAUCAACCAGAUCGACCCUCACACUCUGGAGACAGUCGGGCGAGUAAAUUACAGGAACCAUAUUGCACUGAACCUGGCUACUGCUCACCCUCACUAUGAUGAGGAAGGAAACACAUACAACAUGGGCACAGCGAUCAUGGGGUUUGGCCGACCCAAGUACAUGAUAUUCAAAGUUCCAGCCAACGCAUCAGAUAAAGACAGUAAAAAGCCAGACUUGAGUAAAGUGGAGAAGGUGUGCUCCAUCCCCUUCAGAUCAGCCCUCUACCCGAGUUACUUCCACAGCUUUGGCAUGACGGAGAACUACAUUGUCUUCGUGGACCAGGCCUUUAAGCUGGACAUCCUCGGGCUUGCAACGGCCUACUUCAGAGGGGUCAAUUGGGGAGGCUGUCUCAAGUUUGACAAAGAUGAUGUUACAGUAUUCCAUCUGAUCAACCGGAAGACUGGGAAAGCAGUUUCCACAAAGUUCUAUGGAGAUCCUUUUGUGGUGUUCCACCACAUAAAUGCAUAUGAGGAAAACGGCCAUGUUGUAUUUGAUCUGAUCACAUACAAAGACAGCAAUCUGUACGACAUGUUCUACAUUGACAACUUGAAACAGGACACGGACAAAUUCAUAGAAAGCCACAAGAUCUUCUCACCACCAGUCUGUCAGAGAUUCGCCUUACCCAUCGCUGUUGAAAAGGACACUCCAGUAGGCACAAACCUUGUGACACUAGAAGACACCACAGCAAAAGCAGUGAUGCAGAAGGAUAGCUCAGUCUUCUGUUCGCCUGACCUACUCCUUGUGGGUUUAGAAUUGCCACAGAUUAAUUACAAAUUUAAUGCCAAAAAGUACAGAUAUUUCUACGGCUCCAGGGUGGAGUGGUCUCCACAUCCAAACAAGAUUGCCAAAGUAGACAUCGUCACCAGGACUCAUAAAGAGUGGCGCAGUGAAGAGUGCUACCCAUCUGAGCCCGUUUUUGUGGCCUCACCCGGCGCUGUGGAGGAGGAUGACGGAGUCCUUUUGUCCUCGAUCGUGUCUCUUAAUCCAGCAAAAAAACCCUUUAUGCUUAUUUUGGACGCCAAAACAAUGGAGGAGAUUGCACGUGCAGAAGUGGAUGCUUCUUUCCACAUGGACCUGCACGGCUGUUUCAUUCCUCGCAAGGACAGUAACUAAGUAGGGUUUGGUAUGGUCAUAUUGUACAUAGAUAGAUAGAUAGAUACUUUAUUGAUCCCCAGGGGGAAAUUCAAGUUAGAGGGUUUUAUAUUGUGGCUUCAUUAAAGUUUGUAGUUUGUAAAGGGAUGCAUAAGAUUGAGCUAAAACCAAACACAACAAAUUAUUUAUAAAGAAUAUUUGAAUAAUAUAGUUUGUAUGUACUUGUUUACACAUAAUAUGUAUUUUAAAGCUACAGUGUGUAGGUAAUCUUUUGUUAGAAAUGGAAUAGUAUUCAAAAUGUUUUCAUUAGUACAUAAUACCUGUAAAUAUGUUUUUGUUAGCUUAGAAUGAGCUCUUUAUACCU
Messenger RNA from Alosa sapidissima (American shad), 1921 nucleotides. RefSeq names its product beta-carotene oxygenase 1, like (gene bco1l). Lineage: Eukaryota; Metazoa; Chordata; Actinopteri; Clupeiformes; Clupeidae. The coding region runs from base 1 to 1578 and encodes 525 amino acids. Gene Ontology annotation, molecular function: beta-carotene 15,15'-dioxygenase activity; carotenoid dioxygenase activity. Gene Ontology annotation, biological process: carotene catabolic process; retinal metabolic process. The transcript is spliced from 11 exons. The record is from RefSeq and is a predicted model, not a curated record.